Molecule: messenger RNA, 456 nt
Organism: Cucumis sativus (cucumber)
Lineage: Eukaryota; Viridiplantae; Streptophyta; Magnoliopsida; Cucurbitales; Cucurbitaceae
Product: zinc finger A20 and AN1 domain-containing stress-associated protein 10-like
Exons: 1
Coding region: 1-456 (151 amino acids)
Molecular function (GO): zinc ion binding; DNA binding
Source: RefSeq, a predicted model, not a curated record
AUGGCGGAUUUUGAAAGUUCAAAGAAUGGCAACGACCAUGCUCUGUGCGCCAACAACUGUGGGUUUUAUGGAAAUCCGAACAAUCGAAACUUGUGCUCCGUUUGUUAUGCUGCUUUUCUUAAAGAAACCGGGGCAAAAUAUUUUGAACGACAAAAGAGCUCAAAAAGUCAGAUUAAUCUUGAAACGAGACAAUCUUCUUAUUUUGGUGUAUCGGAGAAUCUUGAAACUUGUGAUCACAAUGAUCCAGCGCCACCGAAAACCCAAAAUAGAUGCGAAAUUUGCCAGAAGAAGGUCGGAAUGAUUGGAUUUAGCUGCCAAUGUGGAGGUUGUUUUUGCGGCAAACAUAGGUAUCCUGAAGAGCAUUCGUGCGGCUUUGAUCACAAGGAGGUUGGGCGCAAGAUUUUGGCCAAGCAAAUGGUUGAACGCAAGGCCGAUAAAUUGGAGUUUAGAAUUUAG